Molecule: messenger RNA, 965 nt
Organism: Stomoxys calcitrans (stable fly)
Lineage: Eukaryota; Metazoa; Arthropoda; Insecta; Diptera; Muscidae
Exons: 2
Coding region: 12-956 (314 amino acids)
Source: RefSeq, a predicted model, not a curated record
AGGCAUCUGUGAUGGAAUCCGUUUUCGAUAGAUUUUUAACAAAUUUUGAAUUUUCUUCAGGUGUCAAUACAGCUGCCGAUGUGGCAAAUUUGGUAGCUAAGGCCUUUUCCACUACAAACAACAGAGGAAAACCUGAUUUAUUUUCCCUCAUACAAAAGGGUUUGCAAGCAAUACCCUCCUCGGCGCCGUCCACUUCGUCCGAGGAGCAAAACAAACAAACGGAAAAACGACAAACGGCAGAGAAUCUACGUGACUAUAAUCAUGACAAAGACCGAUCUGAGGAGGUUUCAUCAUCUACGACCAAGGAAAAAAAUGGUGUGAAUUUAAGCACGACGCAGUUUGUUACCAACAUGUUGCGCAUGGUUGGAUUUGAUGCCACCAAGCUGGGAGCUUUAGCCAUUAACGUAUUAAUAAUGGUGGCAUCCACGAUAGGAACCACGCUCCUGGGCAACACAAGACCACAACGUACUAAGGACUACUAUUCCUCUCCAACGGAAUACAAUAAUGCCGAGACUGGUCCCGAAGAGCAGUACUCGCCCAACGACCAUCAACCUCGAGAACUUAAAGAAGGCACACCACUUGAUUGGUUCCUCCAGAAUCCAUCGAAUAAAAUGAAAACCCUGCUAGAUCAGGCCAUUGAUUCCAACUUAUCCGAUAGAAUUAUCGAUAUGAUAGAAAGUUAUGAAACAGAAGAGGGUCGGACUUCCUGUGUAAAAAUGCUCAUGUGCAAGAGUUCACCUUUUAUAUGGGGCAUGCAAAAAUCUCUGAAGCAACGUAUUCGUGGAGACGCUAGUGAUGGUAAAGAAUCUAUGGAAAAUAAAAAACCAUUUAAUGUUGAAAGUUUCUACGCACAUAUGCCCAGUGUAGAGGAGUUUCGAGAGCAUUCUGCCAAGUGUGAUCAAUUAUAUUCAGAAUAUUGUAAUACCACAAACUUGCAAAGGCCACAACGUCGCUAGGUUUUUGCA